Molecule: messenger RNA, 3963 nt
Organism: Acipenser ruthenus (sterlet)
Lineage: Eukaryota; Metazoa; Chordata; Actinopteri; Acipenseriformes; Acipenseridae
Product: metastasis-associated protein MTA3-like
Exons: 15
Coding region: 223-1887 (554 amino acids)
Biological process (GO): negative regulation of transcription by RNA polymerase II
Cellular component (GO): nucleoplasm; NuRD complex
Molecular function (GO): sequence-specific DNA binding; histone deacetylase binding; transcription coactivator activity
Source: RefSeq, a predicted model, not a curated record
CCGCCUCUUCUCCCCCUAUCUCUGCCAAUCAUCCUCACUCCGCCUCCUCUUCGUGAAACGUUUCUCCGUGUAGUGGGGUAUUAACCCUUUUCGCGUGUGCAGCCAGGGAAGAGGGAAAGGGGGGCACUUGUUUAAAUCUCUCCCGCUCAACUGCAGUAAAUCUCGUUCGGUAUUAGAAAGGUUUUUUUUUUUUUUCUCCCCUAACACUCCGGGAGGGCUGAAAUGGCGGCCAACAUGUACCGGGUCGGAGAUUACGUGUUCUUUGAGAACUCUUCCAGUAACCCGUACCUCAUCCGAAGAAUAGAAGAACUCAACAAGACCACGAACGGCAACGUUGAAGCGAAGGUGGUCUGCUUCUACAGGAGACGAGACAUUUCAAACAGUCUAAUACAGCUCGCGGAUAAGCAUGCAAAGGACCUGGAGGAGGAGAGGCGGAGCCCCAGCGCGCCCGAGCUGACAGAGAAACACAAGCACCAGCUGAGACACCGGGAGCUCUUCCUGUCCCGGCAGUAUGAGUCUUUGCCAGCCACUCACAUCAGGGGGAAGUGCAGCGUGGCCCUCCUGAAUGAAACGGAAGCUGUGCUUGGCUACCUUGACAAAGAGGACUCUUUUUUCUAUUCUUUGGUGUACGACCCCACACAGAAGACUCUCCUGGCAGACAAGGGGGAGAUCCGAGUGGGACCUCGAUUCCAGGCAGACGUUCCUGACAAGCUGCUGGAAGGUGAACCUGAUGACCGGGACCUGUCGAAACUAGAAGUGAAGACGUGGGACCCAGACUGCCCGCUGACGGACAGGCAGAUAGACCAGUUUCUCGUUGUUGCUCGUGCGGUGGGGACGUUCGCCCGAGCCCUUGACUGCAGCAGCUCUGUGAGGCAGCCCAGUUUACACAUGAGCGCCGCCGCAGCAUCCAGAGACAUCACACUGUUUCACGCGAUGGACACCCUGCACCGGCUGGACUACGACCUGACGACCGCGAUCAGCAUCCUGGUGCCGCAGGGCGGGCCGGUGCUGUGCCGGGACGAGAUGGAGGAGUGGUCCGCCUCCGAGGCAAACCUCUUCGAGGAGGCUCUGGAGAAGUACGGCAAGGACUUCAACGACAUCCGGCAAGACUUUCUUCCUUGGAAAUCCCUCACUAGCAUCAUUGAAUAUUACUACAUGUGGAAGACGACUGACCGGUACGUGCAGCAGAAACGCCUUAAGGCUUCAGAGGCUGAGAGCAAGCUGAAACAAGUUUACAUCCCGACCUAUAACAAGCCCAACCCCAAUCAGAUCUCGGUGAGCAAUGGGAAGCCGCUGGUGAUGAACGGUGCAGCUGGCGCCGGGGUUGCCCAGUCCCUGAACUCGGCGCCGAGCCGAGCCUGCGAGAGCUGCUUCUCCCUGCAGUCUGCGCAGUGGUACUCGUGGGGACCCCCCAGCAUGCAGUGCCGGCUGUGCGUGUCUUGCUGGGCGUACUGGAAGAAGUACGGGGGUCUCAAGAUGCCGAGCCGAGGAGAGGAGGAGGAGGAAGAGGAAGGGGAGGGGGAGGGAGAGGGAGAAGAGAAGCCGGCGCCCAGACCAGCACCCACGGAGGUGCGAUCCCGAGGGCACGGGCAGCGCCAGUCUGCGUACUCCAUUCCCAUCCGCAACAGUGGCAGCCCCAGGUCGUCCACGAAGACACGGCAAACCUUCCUGCUGCAGGCCACGCGCAUCACCAAGCUGGCGCGCCACGUGUGCCGGGACCUGCUGCGGCUUCGCCAGGCGGCGCGCCGGCCCUUUGUUCCCAUUAACUGUGCUGCCAUUAAGGCAGAGUGGCUGGAAUCAUGGAUGAGUCUUCCCAGGGAUAUUAAAACAGGAGAAACGAUCCCGAGCAUUGCUGGAUUGGACACGCAAGCAUGGAGCUGCUUGUGAGAGUCAAUGGAUAGAAGAUCAAAGUGGCUUGAAGAGAGAACGGAACAUUUCAUUUAUCUGAGAGACAAAGUAAAGGCAGCCUGUGAAGUGUGCUUUCACUGUGAUGCGCUGCUGUGCUCAGAGUGGAUCAGGGUCCAUUAAGGCAGCACUAUGUUUGCUGAGAGAUUCUUCUUGCUUUGGCUCUGCUUGAUUAUUUUUUUUUUGUUUGUUUUUUACAUGAAAGCAAAGCAAUUCAGACAUGUUCCCUAUGAACAGAAUGCAUUUGUUUGUUUGAAAGAGUAGGGAUUAGGCCAAAGAAGCAAGACAUUGCUGAUUGCAUGGAAAGGGCUAAAGAUUCCCCCCUGCCCCACCUCCCUCCAAAAUAAAACACUCAUAUUUGAGUUUACUUUCCAAUGUUACACACAAUUUCAUCAUCUGAGGUUUUUUUUUGUUUGUUUUACUAUGAAAAUGUUUUUAUGUUAGUAUGCUGACCUCGCACAUUGCAAGCGAGAGUCUUAACCACCAUGCAAAAGAGCCGGGCACGUCUGCAUUCGGUGUUCUAAAGCUUCUCACCGACAAGGGACUAGACUCUGUAUGAACAAUGCAUCACACAGCACUGCCUCCCGACAAGGGACUAGACUGUAUGAACAAUGCAUCACACAGCACUGCCUCUUACACGCUCUUCCCCUUUGUCUAAACAAAUUCAUUAUUUAUUUUCAACACAUAACAUGUUCUCAUCAUGAGCACACGGUUCACAGAGACCCCAUUCCGUUUUUUAAAAUGAAAUGCAGUUUGUUUAAAACAAUUGUUUUGUUUCCAGUGCUUGAUGGGUUUUAGUGGGAAACAAAGCAGGUGAGAUUGCAGUGUGUUCAGGAGGUGAGAUGAAAAGGUAGGGAGAAGUGAGAAAGCAGCAGAGUCUGGAGUUUCAAUAUAGAGUCCUGAUUGACGGUACACCCAGCAGAGAAAUGUUCAGAUGCAUUUUAAUAAUAGGAACAUGUACUUUAGCUGCUGUUUUAGGCUUGUCUCUGAAUUGACAUGAAUUGCAUUUUGAAUUCAGACAGGACUUUUCAGUGUGCCUCAGUGCAUUAGAGCUGGGGGUUUGAUGCUUGUGGCAGCUCUGGUGCUCUAUUCAUUCUUGCCUUGCGUUUUAAUGGUUUUAAAAUGACAGCCAUGCACUGUUAAAAUGACACAUUGAUACGUAUGUUUUAGGCCUAUUUUAAUACUUUUAUUCUCAACAUGGUGACCUGUGAACUGCAGUUACAGGGCUGCAUAAUGAACUGAACAGUGAUUUUUAAAUACUGAAUAGAAACAUUUCUUGUUUUUAUCUGUGGUGCAGCAAGCUACAUGAAGAAUUGAGCGGUUGUUCAAACAAUUUCUUAAUACAUUUGCGAGUGAUUCAAGUAUCAUGAGGAAACUGACAAUUUGGAUGACCAGAUCAAACCUGUCAGUACAUUUUGAACCCUGUUUUGUGCACCUUGUUGCAAAAAUAAAGUUAGCAUCUCUUUAUUUGUGGGACACAUGUCCCUUGUACCUUAAAGGGUUAAACCUCCAGUGUACAAAUAAAACUUCAACUGUGCAUUGACCUGUUCAACACAACCUCAAUACAACUUCUCUACUGUGCACGGACCUGUUCAACACACCCUCAAUACAACUUCUCUACUGUGCCCUGACCUGUUCAACACAACUUCUCUACUGUGCCCUGACCUGUUCAAUACAACUUCUCUACUGUGCCCUGACCUGUUCAACACAACCUGACCCCAGAUUAAAGCAAUAGCGGAGCCGAUUCGAGGCCAGCUGAGUUUAGAUAAAGACUGCAAAUACUGAAACAUUGAACUAUGAAGUCUAGAGCAACUGUCCUGAUUUCCAUGGAGUCCUGAGACAGCCAUAAUAAAAGAAAGAUUGCUUUUAACCAGCCUUUACACUGCAUCAGUAUUCUUGUGCUGUUAAAUGCUACGUGUUUAAACACUUGCACACAUCAUUAGGUUUCUUCUAUUAAAAACUGCUGAUUGUCCAAUAGAAAGCUGUAUUAUGGAGGCCAAUGAACCAUACAGCUCAAGAACCCCCCUGCAUUAACCAGCUCCACAAUCCAUCCAUCCU